AUGGUCCGUGUUGCUGACCGCGCAAUAGUUGUGUCCAUUGUUGUCAUCGACGGCCUCAUCAAGCAGGAGACGCCGGGCUCGCUCAUCGAGCCGGCCCGCACCUACCUGUUCCCCGCCAACUGGCUCACCCUGCCCCUGUCCUUCGGCCUGCUCAUGUCGCCGUGGGGCGGCCACAGCGUCUUCCCCAACAUUUACAGGGACAUGCGCCACCCGCAAAAGUUUGGCAAGGCCAUCAAGGUGACCUUUUCGUUCUCGUACGCCCUCGACGCUGUCACGGCCGUCGUCGGCCUCCUCAUGUUCGGAGACGGCGUCCUCGACGAGAUCACGGCCAACAUCCUCAAGACGAGCGGCUACCCCCGAGCCCUGACCGUCCUGCUCUGCGUCUUCAUCGCCAUCAUCCCUCUUACCAAGAUCCCCCUCAACGGCCGCCCCAUCAUCGCCACCGUCGAGGUCCUCGCCGGCCUCCACCACCAUGCCAUGGCCGACAGCGACGGCCUCGUCGGCCGCUCGGCGACCUUCCGCGGCUUCAUGCGCAUCUUCAUUCGCGUCGCCACCAUUCUCGUCUUCCUCGUCAUCUCCAUCCUCUUCCCCUCGUUUGACAGCAUCAUGGCCUUCAUGGGCAGCGCCCUCUGCUUCACCAUUUGCGUCAUGUGCGUUCCACCCCCCCCCCCCUUCUCCUCCGUCCAUGCCUUCCAUGCCUUCCAUGCCUUCCAGACUAACAGUUGCUCUUCCUCGUCUCGCCACAGUCUUCCCGUCGCCUUCUACGUCAAGCUCUUCGGCAAGGAAAUCUCCGCCCAAGAAAGACUUCUCUGCUACGUCAUCAUGGCCGUCUCCACCACCCUGUCCUUCAUCGGAACCGUAUGGGCCUUUUUUGCCCAAGGACCUCAUAGGCGCCGCGUGAACGGCAGCCUGUCGCAUUUUUUCUUCUCUCUCGUAACAAACACGUAA
Messenger RNA from Verticillium alfalfae VaMs.102, 948 nucleotides. RefSeq names its product vacuolar amino acid transporter 1. The transcript is spliced from 3 exons. NCBI's taxonomy places the organism in Eukaryota, Fungi, Ascomycota, Sordariomycetes, Glomerellales, Plectosphaerellaceae. Gene Ontology annotation, cellular component: vacuolar membrane. Bases 1 to 948 code for a protein of 315 amino acids. The record is from RefSeq and is a predicted model, not a curated record. Gene Ontology annotation, molecular function: amino acid transmembrane transporter activity. Gene Ontology annotation, biological process: amino acid transmembrane transport.